AUGGCGCGCGUCGUAGAAAAGGAAGCCCACGGUACACCCGUUGAACGUUUCGAUGGUAAGGACUUACCUGGUGAACAGGAACUAUCGUUCUGCCACUGGAUGGAAUCAGGCAUCGGUGGUAACGAAUGGGAAAUGAUUCAUAUCGGAUUGCUGCACUUUGAACCAUCUGAAGGACAAGCAUAUCAUAAAAAGAACAGGGGCCUGGGUGUGAGGCUAUUGGAAUGA
This is a messenger RNA of Fusarium odoratissimum NRRL 54006, 225 nucleotides long. RefSeq lists its product as uncharacterized. The record is from RefSeq and is a predicted model, not a curated record. Bases 1 to 225 code for a protein of 74 amino acids. The transcript has a single exon. NCBI's taxonomy places the organism in Eukaryota, Fungi, Ascomycota, Sordariomycetes, Hypocreales, Nectriaceae.